Molecule: messenger RNA, 396 nt
Organism: Drepanopeziza brunnea f. sp. 'multigermtubi' MB_m1
Lineage: Eukaryota; Fungi; Ascomycota; Leotiomycetes; Helotiales; Drepanopezizaceae
Source: RefSeq, a predicted model, not a curated record
AUGUGGCGUCGGUACGUCUGCGCCAAAUUCAACCUAGAGUCUGAUCAGAGAUUCGUUGUUUAUCCCAACGCCCAAAAAAAAUUGACGGGAACCCCUUCAAAAUAUCCCCAAGGUGUUAUGAAAAUGAUCACGGAUCUUGUGAAGACGGAAUCGGAAAUCCGGGUCAAGGAUAUCAGCUUGUCAGACAAACAGAGAGUUAUCGAUCAGCAAAGCACGGAGAUGGAGCACCUACGAGCCUCGCAAGGUAGUGCUCAGCACUCCACACAGUUGCAACGAGCGACGAUUGAGCAACUCACGACGGAAGUGCGAGAGAAGGACCUGCUUGAGAGAGAGAGGGACCAGGCUCUUCGCGAACGCGACUUCGAGAUCCGUUCCACCAAAAGCCAACUCGCUUAA